UGUUUGCGCAUUUCCGCCAGCCUGGAGUGUCUCCGCCCUCCCCACCUCCCUCGUCCGAGCGUCUAAACUCAGGCUUGGGGCCUAGGGCUGUGGGGGUACUGGGGGGGCGGGGGUGCAGGUCUGAUGAGUAACCCCUCCCCCCAGGUCCCAGAGGGAGAAGCCUCUACAUCUGUCUCCCGGCCCAAGAGUUCCAUGGCCUCUGCUUCCCGCCGCCAGCGCAGAGAGCGUCGCUUCCGCCGUUACUUGUCUUCUGGACGCCUGGUCCGGGCCCAGGCCCUCCUCCAGCGACACCCUGGCCUUGAUGUGGAUGCUGGGCAGCCGCCACCACUGCACCGUGCCUGUGCCCGCCACGAUGCCCCUGCCUUGUGCCUGCUGCUUCGUCUCGGGGCUGACCCUGCCCACCAGGACCGCCAUGGGGACACUGCUCUGCACGCCGCUGCACGCCAGGGCCCUGACGCGUACACAGACUUCUUCCUGCCGCUGCUGAGUCGCUGUCCCUCCGCCAUGGGAAUAAAGAACAAAGAUGGGGAGACCCCGGGGCAGAUUCUGGGCUGGGGACCCCCCUGGGACUCUGCUGAAGAGGAGGACGACGAUGAGGCUUCCAGGGAGCGGGAGUGGAGGCAGAAGCUACAGGGCGAACUGGAGGACGAGUGGCAGGAGGUCAUCGGGCGGCUUGAAGCAGACGACGCCGCGCGCCAGGCCCAGGAGCCCGAGUCCUUCUCGGCCUGGUCGGACCGCCUGGCGCGGGAGCACGCCCUGAAGCAGCAGCGGGCGGCGGGAGCCUGCAGGCCGGCGCGCACUGAGGCCGCCACGCGCAGCCGGCGACGGCGAGAGGAGGAGCAGCGGCUGUUCCGAGAGCGGGCGAGGGCCAAGGAGCGGGAGCUGCGCGACAGCCGGGCCGGGAGGGCCCAGGGGGCGCGCGGGGACCGCGGGGCGGAGCCGGCCGGGGCGGCGCGGGGCGGCCUGUGGCGCUUCGGGGACGUGCCCUGGCCCUGCCCGGGCGGAGGGGACCCCGAGGCCAUGGCGGCGGCGCUGGUGGCCAGGGGGCCCCCGGCGGAGGAGCAGGGGGCCCUGAGGCGGUACCUGAGGGUCCAGCAGGUCCGCUGGCACCCUGACCGCUUCCUGCAGCGGUUCCGGAGCCAGAUUGAGACCCGGGAGCUGGGCCGCGUGAUGGGGACUGUGACCGCGCUUUCCCAGGCCCUGAACCGCCACGCCGAGGCCCUCAAGUGAGGGGCGGGCGGGGUGGCCUGUGCGCCUCACCCCGCGCCUCCUAAUAAGACCGGCUUCCAGGCCCGCUCCGUCUCCGUCUCCGUCUCCGCUGCCUUUUUCCAUUGCUAUGCUUUUCAUCACCCAAGACGGCUACUUCCCGGCCGCCGAAACGCGCAGCGCCACUGGCGGGCCGGGCCUGGGCCCGGAGCCCUGGGCACCCUCACCAGGGUGGGCGCGGGUCCUGCCCACCCCGCAGGCCGCGCCCCAGAGGUGCGAACAGGGGCGAAAGGGGAACAGCCGUUUCCCUGCCACCCCACUCCCCGGCGGACCACAUCCUCCUCCCCGCUUCGCACCCCCAGCACAGGGCUUUCCCUUUGCUGAGUCACCGAGUGAGCCAAGUCGGGGGGCAGCUAGGGUGGGGGAGGACAGGGGACAGAGGGGGGCGCCCUGUGGGCGAGGGGAGCUUCAGGCGCUAAGAGUAGGAGCGGGGAAGGAGGCGGAAAGGGCCCGGUUAUGUAACCCGGGCUCUCUGCUCUUGGGCAAGCCCAGGGUGGGAGGCCCACACCCGCGGGCUGCCGGAUCCGGGGCGCUGCUCCCUCCGCCCACCUCUGCCUUGAGCUGCUCGACGCCUCCGCCUCCGUGCACCUGCCCCAUCCCCAGCCUGGGCUUCAUCCUUUGCACGCGGACGUCCCCUCUCCAGGCCUGGCGGGUGAGGCCUGGAGAAAGAGGGCCUGGAAUCUGGUGGGAAAGAAGGGGGACCCGUCUGCCUCGCUCCCUGCUCAAACUCAGCGAGCAGCUCCGAACUGUAGACCGAGCCCUGCUGCCAUCGCGCUGGGCACAACCGGCUCAGAGAGAGAAAGGGCAGGACUGAGUCCACAGGGGAGACCUUCCGGAGCGGAACUGCCGGGUCCUGAGCCCGGGUCUCCACGCAUUCCCCGCGGUGCGAGUGGAAGCUGAUGGGGGACGGGAAAGGGAAGCCACCGGGGCAUGGGUGGGCCCGGGCCCUCGAGCGGACGGCUGUAGUCAGGAAGAGGCCCGAGGCCUCAAGGACCCGGCUGAUGUCGGCUGAGGGGGUUGGUCUGGUGAGAAAGACCUGAGAGGAAGCUGCUGUGAUUCAGAGGAGAGACCAGCUGAGCAGCCCAGGCGUCCGGUUCCUGUCACAGGCCAGAGAUUUAGGAAGCGGCAUGCAAAGAGCCUGGGCUUGGAGUUGGGGGGGUUCGGGUGCACGUCCCUGAGCUGGGUGGGGGUUGGGAGGAGAGCAGCAGAAAACUGGAGUCCACAGUUGCUUCUCCACCCAGGAGACCGGCCAUAGGUUGUAGCUGCAGCAUUUCCCUUUCUGCAAGGGUUACAUAAGACCACUGCAAGAUAAGUCCACAUACCUGGGCCCCGGGCCUCCCUCCUCUCAACCCCUCCCUGAUGUCUGGCCCCCAGCCCUCAUGGGGGUUCCCCUGAGAUAAAGGCUGUUCACUUUCUCUGACCACACA
Molecule: messenger RNA, 2693 nt
Organism: Heterocephalus glaber (naked mole-rat)
Lineage: Eukaryota; Metazoa; Chordata; Mammalia; Rodentia; Bathyergidae
Gene: Nfkbil1
Product: NFKB inhibitor like 1
Biological process (GO): negative regulation of toll-like receptor signaling pathway; negative regulation of canonical NF-kappaB signal transduction
Cellular component (GO): nucleus
Source: RefSeq, a predicted model, not a curated record